Gadus macrocephalus (Pacific cod) is the source of this 2661-nucleotide messenger RNA. RefSeq names its product trophinin associated protein (gene troap). Bases 193 to 2319 code for a protein of 708 amino acids. The transcript has 14 exons. The record is from RefSeq and is a predicted model, not a curated record. NCBI's taxonomy places the organism in Eukaryota, Metazoa, Chordata, Actinopteri, Gadiformes, Gadidae.
CUCAAAGUCCAGGAAGUUGACAGGUCCGUGGUGCAAAGAACCAAACGAGACCUUUAAAUCAACGCAAAGACAAACGAAGGAGCCAUUACUUGGGACUUAUUUCAAUCGGGAAAAGGGCAAGGACAUACUAAAGAACGGUACACCCCCCUUACAUCUGGAAACCAACAUAUUAUUCCCGCUCCUAAAGUCAUUAUGGACCCAAUAUUAGUACUGGGUCAGCAAAGUCAAAACAAAAUCCAAAGUGACUACACCAGGUUGAAGAAUGAAGAAAAUCGGAUCCCUGGAGACUCCAGGCCUUCUAAAAAUCCAACUGUGCCUCAGUUCCUUAAGAAAGAUGUUGAGAACAAGACCCCAGGGAGCACUGGGAAUGGCCAAAAGACGACUGUUAAACCGGGCUCAAGCAGACUUCCAGUCCUUGCAAAGUCCCUCAAUCUUCAGAUCUCAAAGGAAUUUGCACAAUUCCACAAGAGUUGGGAGGAUAAACCUUUGGCUGGAAAAACCAAGUCUAAACAGCCAUGCACCAAGCCCAUGCCUUUCAAUUUCUCUCAGCCGAGGAGCAAAGGAACGGCACCCCAAAACCAAAGAGUUCUCAGGACAUUAACACCAAGGGUUGGCAGUGAUGAAAAUACAUUAAACUCUAGGUAUUCAAAGGGGAACAAUGUGAAUGGAAAAACUCCAAGGAAAGAGGUUGGUGUAGACUUUGCAUCGCAGCUCUCUAUCGCACAAAAACUGGCUACAAAAAAACCAGAGUCAUCUGUUAUUCAAGCUCUAAAUAGAGAUUUGACGGAAAGAAUGGAGACAUUUAAAGGAACUGGGCCUUCAAGUGCUGUGUCCUCGGCGUCUCAUGCUAUUAAACCAAUGACUUCAUCGAAGGUGUCCGUUCAACCGGAUGCUAAAACUAUGCAUCAGUACAACUUUGCGGCCUCGGCCCAGGUGUCCGCAAGCCAAGCGAGUACAGAGGCUUGUCUGAAUAAUCUGGAUCUGCUGAGUAUCAAAGACCCUUACAAAAAGCGGACUUUGCAUGCUGCUGUUGCUGCUAGUUCUUCUAGUGGUUCAGAUGGUAAAGAAGCGGUCUUCAACCUUGACCAUGCAGCCCUGCUCAGUAUCCUGCGAAACGAAGGGGUCGGGGCAAAGCAUGUGGGCGUUGCAACCCCAGAGUCCACGAAGCCCUGUAACUAUCAACGGAUAUCUGUCAUGAAGAGCCACGCAAAGGCUGGAGCCACCCCAGUAGGACCAAUGAGAGUGGCCGUGCACUCUCUGGACCCUGCAGCCAUGCGAAGCACCAUGCAUCGGGAGGGGGUGAAGGCCGGGGGAGCCCUGGAGAAAACCCCCAGCAGGACAGCCUGUCCAACAGGCAGGGAAACCUCCAUCAACACAGCUAGGAGAGUACCUGUGACCAGUCGUCGGGGAGAGUCAGGAACCCCCGCCAUGAAGGGGACCCCCCAGAGAGUGCCAAACACCAGGAACCAGCCCAUGUCUGCCAUGGCCAGUGUGCAUAAAAAGGUUUUUUCGGCACGCCCAGUGUCACACAAUCUCCCGGCCUGCCCUUCAGAGCCGCAGCAUGAGGAUGUGGUCCAAAGACUUUUUGAAGAUCAGGACGACGAGGAAAACAUGGCCAUUUCUGACAGAGGACCGGAGUCGCACGCGGAUCAACUCGCUGACCUAGCCUCCACUAAGGCUGGGGUCCGCUGGGCUGACGGAGGCCACCGGGCGGAGGAGGCUGAGGGGGAGCAGCAGGAGGAGAAGAAGGGCGGUGCGGGGCAGGGGCCCUUCCUCCAGGAGCCCCACAGGGAAUCGGUCAUCUUCUUCUCGACGGGGAAGAAGCUUCUCCGGGCCCCUCGCGUCGAGAAGCCGGAGGGCCCCGUUCAGUCGGGCCCCGUUCAGUCGGGCCCCGUUCAGUCGGGCCCCGUUCAGUCGGGCCCCGUUCAGUCGGUGCCAGAGAGGGAGGUCUCGGACGCCCAGAGAGCGACGGCCCCGGGACCCGUCGGCGCGCGGCCCGAGUUCGACAUUCCCGCCCUGGGAAAGCACUUUGCUUCCAGUCUCCAGCGAGACUUCCUGAUCCGAAAGACCUGUGCAGCCGCGAGCCCCGCCGUAGCCUUGCUGCUCAAGCGCCGGCUCCUAUUGGACGAGCUUCGCCUGGAUGAGGAAGUGGCCACCUACAUCGGCUGCUCGGCCCCUGACACCCAGUCGUUCCAGCGGCCCAGACCCCGCUGUGGGAACCCCCUGGCCGCCUUUAUGCACUUCCAGGACUCGACCACUUUUGUGCCUGUGGGAUGUGAAGGCUCCCCUGGUUCUGCCUCUCCGUCAAGGGAGAGAUGAAUCUUUGCACUAGCAGUCUUUCCUCGUGUUACUGUCAAACACUGUAGUAGCAUACGUACUAUGAAGGAACCAUGCAACAAUGUAUUUUCCUCUAUUUAUAUUCAUCCAUCACAGUAUACAUCCAACAUCUGUGCCUAAAAGUGUUAAAUAAUGUAGUUAUUAAUUUUUUGAUGUGUUGUUGACAAUAUUGUAUUUGUAGACUGCAAUUUUUUUUAUAAUUUGAACUAUUUUCUGUAUUAUGCAUUAUGCUUUAUAUUGUGAAACUUAACGUGGUGUGUGGACCUUAAAUAUGACGUCUAUAUGUAAAUUGUUAAAUGUUUGUAUAAAUUGGCUGUUUUCAGA